AUUAUUGCAUUCCAUCUUGUUCUUUGUUUAGACAGGAAGCAGGUUGUUCCUUCUUAUCCCAAUACAAACUGGCCAGGUUUCUUUGUCAGCUCCUAAAGCUCUCUCCUUUUACUUUCCCUGGAGGUUUCUUUCUUCCUUCUUGUGUUUCUGUCGAUCAAGAUCAAAAUUUUGAGUUCAAUGGCAAGACCCGGGAACAAGAUUGUACAAGCCAAGCUGGUGGGUGCUUCUGGGGGACAUGGGAACCGGGAAAACAAGUUUGGUUCUCAGAUUCGUAAAAGGCCAAUUCGUGGAUCACCAGGAACCGACUAUAGGAGCUGCAUUUUUCACCCAAAUUUUGUCCUUGGACGAAGCAACUGUAAAGUUUGACAUAUGGGACACGGCGGGACAAGAACGAUAUCACAGCUUGGCUCCUAUGUAUUAUCGUGGCGCGGCUGCAGCUAUAGUCGUUUAUGACAUCUCAAGCAUGGAUACAUUCACUCGGGCUAAAAAAUGGGUUCAGGAGGUACAAAGACAAGGAAAUCCAAACGUCGUGAUGGCAUUAGUCGCGAACAAGUGUGACCUAGACCCAAAGAGAGAAGUACAGAAAGAGGAUGGGGAGCAAUAUGCUCAGGAGAAUGGGAUGUUCUUCACGGAAACGUCCGCAAAAACUGCACAAAACGUGAACGAGCUUUUCCAUGAGAUAGCGAAGAAACUGGCAAAAGCUUCACCUUCAAGACCAAGAGGGAUGACUCUGAACAGUGAACCACAAGAUGGGCGAAGUAAACUUCUUUGCUGUUUAGGUUGACGUCCCAAUUACUUGGAAGGUCCUGAGGUGACCAAAAACAACUACCAAUCUUUCACUAUGUCCAUGCCAUGUAUAUGUAUCCUCCAACCUUAAUUUGUGUUCUGUCCCAUUGUUAAUCCCCAAAACAUCUACUUGAGAUGGAUGGUGCUCUGAACAAAUUCCAGCAGCAAUCAAAAUGUCCAUGAUAGUCAGACUCUUCAGACUC
This is a messenger RNA of Syzygium oleosum, 989 nucleotides long. Its product is annotated as ras-related protein Rab5-like. The transcript is spliced from 7 exons. The record is from RefSeq and is a predicted model, not a curated record. Gene Ontology annotation, molecular function: GTPase activity; GTP binding. Bases 236 to 784 code for a protein of 182 amino acids. NCBI's taxonomy places the organism in Eukaryota, Viridiplantae, Streptophyta, Magnoliopsida, Myrtales, Myrtaceae.